UGUAACGAGUAAUUUUUAUCUUUCGUUAUUUUGUGAAUUUGGACUAAACAAGUAUGUUAGAGCAUAAACAUAUCUGAGCUCUACAUCUGGGGACAGCAUGUAAGGAUACCGCUCUGUUAUAUUACAAGUUACUGAACCAUAAUUGUUGCAGUUUUUCAUUAUGCCAGCUCUUGAAAUAUCUGAAUAUAGAUACCUCAAAGAUUUAGGUUGCUCGUAUUUCAUCCAUAAACAGCAAUUCUGUCCUGCGAAUACGGCAACCUCGCUAUCUAUCUCUGAAACAAUGUCGACAACAACAUUAUAGCAUAUUACAGUUCAGCGUAUAAAACGCUGCAGAGCCGCAGCGGAGCUCUCGUUACGGGCGCGCAGCAGGUCUGACUCAGCACGUGGCGCAGCGCUUACGUCGCGUCCGCGGCCGUUUCCAAGUCCGUGAGUGCCAGCCUCAUCCCCAGCAACAUGGCGCCAGCGUGCAGCAGGAGAGCACACAGACCCCAGCGCUCCCCUAACGCAGCGUGACCCAGCGCGGCUUUGCGCUUCCUGCUGGCGUUUGUUUCGGUACCUACAGCUUGGCGGUCGUCUGCAACGCUCACCUGCUUCGCAGAAGGAACGGAGCGUACCGGAGUCAUCCUGCCAGGACCGUUACGUUUGUUUACCGCAAUCUGAAGUGAAACUUCGAGUAGAGGAGACGGAGCUUCUGCGUAACUUGGAAACGGGUUUUGUCCGCAGCUGAACGAGCCAUGUGACUGUGUCCGAAAGUGUUCUUGAGCGAGAAGAACAUGCAUCUAAAUAUGAGCGAGAGUAACUCGCUCGAAGACAGGGACAGGGACAGACUUCCUCCCAUCCUAAAUCACAGUUUGGAUCGCGGACCAAAGAUACCGUUCUCCUCAUAUGGCAGCUUCCUCUCCACUCUGAACCAUAAAAGAGAGUCAAGCAGCCCAGGCCUGUCGACACAGCUCCUGAUACCUGCAGCCCGACAAGUGCGCGAGCUUCCCCCAAUUUGUCCAGACGUGAGACAGAAACAGAGAAUCUCUAUUGACAUUUUGCCUCCGGAGGUUAGAGCUCGCUUCACCUCAGACCCCGUCAUUCCCAUCCGGACCAAAACUGCCAAAGAGUUUCAGGAGGACAUGGAGAAGGCCACUAUCUCAGGUGACUGGAAGCAAGUCCAUGAAUUCUACUUGACCACGUUUGACUCCUUUUUGGAACUCAAUGCUGCCUUUAAGAAAGAAGCAAAUGCUCCAUUCAACACCACUGAAGACUCAGGAAUAAACACCAAAUUUGUCAACGCUGUUUAUGAUGCCUUACUUCACACGCCCCCUGACACCCAGAAAUCAGUACUGAAGGGAAUCAUUAAUAGCUUAUUAAGGGAGUGGAAAGGGCCCAGGACAAAGGAUGACCUGCGGGCGUAUUUCAUCCUUGUGCAGAACCCUCAGUAUGCCAGCACAGCCACAUAUGUCAUCUACGCACAUUUACUGAGGCAGAUAGCCGCACUGGCUGAAGCAGACCACCAUUUCCUGAUGCACUGGUUUAAGAAACUGUCUCAGAAGCGUUUCAAGCAGCUGGUGGAACGCCUGCAGCUCUUCAUAACCACGCGCUUGUUCCCAGCCAAACCGGAGGAGCUGCCGCCCAUGGCCAAAUGCUCAUGGUGGAUCCCAUCAGCCACCAAGGUCCUCUCCCUGCUCAAUGGAGCAAACAGCAUUUCCACUCCUCCAAUCCUCCCCUUUGCAGACUUCUACAAUCUCACACUGGACCACAUUGACUUCAUGGAGGACUACCAGACAUGGCAAGCUAAUGGAAAUUCCAACAGGUUCACAUUCUGCCAGUUUCCCUUCAUCCUGUCCACGGUGGUGAAGAAGGCCGUCAUACAGAGGGACUCGGAGCAGCAGAUGAUCAGCAUGGCCAGGCAAACCCUGGUGGAUAAGGUCUCUCGCAGACAGAGGGUGGAUAUGAGUCUCCUCUUCCUCAACAUUAAAGUGAGGCGUCAGCAACUGGUCAGUGACUCACUGGAUGAGCUUUCGAGAAAGAGAGCAGACUUGAAGAAAAAGCUGAAAGUGACAUUCGUUGGGGAAGCAGGCUUGGACAUGGGCGGACUCACAAAGGAGUGGUUUCUUCUCCUGAUUCGACAGAUUUUUCACACUGACUACGGCAUGUUCAUGUACGUGAAGGACUUGCACUGUCACUGGUUCAGCAGCUGGAAGUGUGACAACUGUUCAGAGUUCCGGCUGGUGGGAGCUCUCAUGGGCCUGGCCGUGUACAACAGCAUCACCCUGGACAUCCGGUUCCCGCCUUGUGUCUACAAGAAGCUGCUGACCCCUCCCGUUGUGCCGUGUGACCCUGACGCCCCUGUCGGCAUGGCAACCCUCACCCUGGACGACCUGCAGCAGAUUAUGCCUGAUCUUGCUCAUGGUCUUGGGGAGCUACUCAGCUAUGAAGGAAACGUGGAAGAGGACUUCUAUACGACCUUUCAGGUUUUCCAAGAAGAACUUGGAGUAGUCAAGUCAUAUAACCUGAAACCAGGGGGCGAUAAGAUCCCCGUUACCAACCAGAACAGAAAAGAGUAUGUCCAGCUAUACAUCGAUUUCCUGUUGAAUAAAUCCAUCUACAGGCAGUUUGCAUCAUUCUAUCAUGGGUUUCACAGUGUGUGUGCCUCCAAUGCCUUGAUGUUGCUGAGACCGGAAGAAGUUGAGAUCCUGGUCUGUGGGAGUCCAAACCUGGACAUGAGCUCUCUGCAGAGGGUGGCACUGUACGAAGGCUACAACAAGGCAGACCUCACCAUCCGUGCAUUCUGGGACGUGGUACUGGCGUUCCCCUUGGAGCUGCAGAAGAAGCUGCUGCACUUCACCACGGGAAGCGACCGCCUUCCUGUGGGAGGGAUGGCUGACCUCAACUUCAAGAUCUCCAAGAUCGAUGUCUCCACGGACUGGUUGCCAGUGUCACACACGUGCUUUAACCAGAUCUGCCUACCGCCCUACAAGAGCAAGAAAGAACUGCGGCAAAAGCUGACUGUUGCCAUCUCAAAUGCCGAGGGCUUUGGCUUAGAGUAAACCGUAAGAGUCCAGAGGAGAGAGAAAUCCCACUCGUCCUUCCACUUAUCCGUCUUUGACAAAGACAGGCUCUUCCGGGAGAGAAUAUUAAGAUACAUUAGACACAUGAGUUCUGGAACGCCAGAUCUGACGUUUAACUGGCUUUUGGCCGUUGGAUAUGGCUGUGAUGUGUUAUGUUGUACUGUGUAUGAGAGUGGUGAUAGACCCUGUCAUGAACCAGAAUUCUAGGAAGAAUCCAAUUAAACCUAAAUCCAAGUCAGGAUUCGGACUUAUAUUUGCAUUAUGUGCAUCAAGGUCCACAUAGAAUAUUUUUUAUUUUAUAUUGAUGACAGAGAAUAUCAGCACUUCAUAUUUUCAAGGAUUUAGUAAAGCACCAGCAUUUGUGGGGUUAUGGAGGAAAAUGAUUUAAAUUGUCACCAUAUAAAAAACUUAAACUUCCCAGCAUGGAGACUUUGAGUGUCUGGGUGUGGUUUUAUGUAAUCCAACAGUCCUGCAGUGAAGUGGGCUGAAAAUAGUCCAGAGAGGCUGCCUCUGUUAAAAUAGCUUGGCACAGUCUGUCACUUGCACCGCCUCUGGUCUGAAUCCUUAAAGUGACAGUACUGUGGCUCCCAGGCUACACUCUUUUGUCAGUGAUACAAAGCUUUUUCAGACUGCAAAUGUCUCAGUGCAUUCCUUCUGUUUUCCGGUGUUGGGCUUUUAUUGUUAUUAAUGAUUCCAAAGUUUAAUUGGAAGAUUGUCUUUUUGCUCAGAUGGAUUUUGUUAUGUAUAUAAUUCUGAAAAUAUUGACGACCCCUUUCUUACUCUGUGUGAAAGGAAGGCAACCAUCCUGACACGUCUGUUUCUGUGCUUGUUACGGUGACAGUUUCUGUGCCUAGCCAUGAGGAAUGUUUGCAUUUCUGCACUAGAUAUAUUUUGUGAUAGUUAUACUGGCUCCUAUUCAGUACAGAGCAGACGAAAGCAAAAUCCAAUAAUGUGGAUAUUAACUUAUUCUAUAAUGUCCAGUUUGCAAUUGUUUUUCACGUAUCGAUUAGUAACGUCAAAAACAAAUGAAAAUGUGAGAAUAGUGGCAUUAGUUAUAUAACCAUUCAUACUAACAGAAUGGUUUGAUAUUGAGUGACCGUAAUAGUGAGAGCCUCUCAUGAGCCUCCUUGCGUAAAUCAUUUGUUGCACCCACCAACCGAAAGCGUUGGACCUGGUUUUGGCCUAGAUAGAUGUUACAUCAAUUAUUUUUAUCUCCUUUGUCUCCCAGGAUCUUGCAAAUGUUCACUUUAUUGCUUAUUGACUUGUAUGACUGAAUACAAAUGUAUUUACCACAUAUUUAUUUCUUUGCUCCUCCUUUGAUUAAAGUUCUACAGCAACAUCGCUGUGCAUGUGAUGUCGUUGAUCAAUCUUUCA
This is a messenger RNA of Electrophorus electricus (electric eel), 4433 nucleotides long. RefSeq names its product HECT domain containing 2 (gene hectd2). Gene Ontology annotation, biological process: protein polyubiquitination. NCBI's taxonomy places the organism in Eukaryota, Metazoa, Chordata, Actinopteri, Gymnotiformes, Gymnotidae. Gene Ontology annotation, molecular function: ubiquitin protein ligase activity. The record is from RefSeq and is a predicted model, not a curated record.